Molecule: messenger RNA, 240 nt
Organism: Prunus armeniaca (apricot)
Lineage: Eukaryota; Viridiplantae; Streptophyta; Magnoliopsida; Rosales; Rosaceae
Source: the annotation of a GenBank genome assembly
AUGGACAUUCAAAACUUGGUGCUGCAUUUGGUUGCAAAGCGCUCCUCUGAAGAUCUGUACAACAUGGCGGGGACAUGCAAGUUAGUUCAAGAAAUGCUCAAUGAUCCUGAGGUUUGGCAAACCAUGUCAGUAGAGAAGUACCAGUGGCAUGAUGACUGGUACGGGUUUCAUGAAGGGAAAAUUGUUGAGUUCUUGCAAAAGUGCAAAGAACAUAACAAUCCAGAAAUAAUUUACAGAUAA